CGGCCCUGUUACAGCGCUACAACAUUCGUAGACAACCGUUCAGACUUUAGCUGUGCGUUUAAUUUGGCACCAACAAAACUGUUGCAACUUAGCCAAAAUAGACGAACCUGUUUUUAGCACAAAUUGAAUUUGUGGGGUUCGUAUUGAUUAAAUUAUAAGAAUGUUCGCGGGGCUGUCUGAGCUCGGCAUUUCAAACGGGGAUGAUCUGAAGGAAACACUCACCAACUGUACGGAGCCGCUGAAAGCCAUCGACCAGUUUCAGAUGGAAAAUGGGAUUCUGUUGCCAACACUCCAGUCUGCUCUUCCUUUCCUGGACCUCCACGGCACUCCGCGGUUAGAGUUCCAUCAGUCUGUCUUUGACGAGCUCCGUGACAAGUUGAUGGAGCGAGUUGCUGUUAUUGCAGAUGGCAAGGAGGAAGAUCGGUAUGGAAAGCUGGAGGAAUUGCUGGAGAAGAGCUUUCCGCUUGUGAAAAUGCCGUCCAUUCAGCCGGUGGUGAUGCAGGUGCUGAAGCAUCUGCCAAAGGUGCCAGAAAAGAAACUGAAGCUGGUUAUGGCGGACAAAGAGCUGUACAAGGUGUGUGCGGUGGAGGUCAAAAGGCAGAUUUGGCAGGACAACCAGGCUCUUUUUGGGGACGAGGUCUCCCCCCUUCUAAAGCAGUACAUCGUGGAGAAAGAAGCAGCUCUCUUCAGCAGUGACCUCUCCAUUCUGCACAAUUUCUUCAGCCCUUCUCCCAAAACACGACGCCAAGGCGAGGUGGUGUUGAAGCUGACUCACAUGAUUGGGAAGAAUGUGAAGCUGUAUGACAUGGUGCUGCAGUUCCUACGGACGCUCUUCCUACGAACACGAAACGUGCACUACUGCACUCUGAGGGCAGAGCUGCUGAUGUCUCUUCACGACCUGGACAUCAGUGAGAUCUGCUCUGUGGACCCCUGUCACAAGUUUACUUGGUGUUUGGACGCCUGUAUCCGUGAGAAGUUUGUCGAUGGCAAGCGAGCAAGAGAGCUGCAAGGUUUCCUAGAUGGGGUGAAGAAAGGACAGGAGCAAGUUCUUGGGGACUUAUCCAUGAUCCUCUGUGAUCCAUUUGCCUGCAACACCUUGGCUUUGAGUAUCAUGCGGAAUUUGCAAGAGCUGCUAAGUCAGGAAUCCUUACCCAGAGACAGUCCAGACCUAAUGCUGCUGCUCAGGAUGCUGUCUCUGGGUCAGGGAGCAUGGGACAUGAUUGACAGCCAGGUCUUCAAAGAGCCUCGUUUGGAUUUAGAGGUGGUGACCCGCUUCCUGCCUGCAAUGAUGUCUGUGGUUGUGGAUGAUCACACCUUCACUGUGGAACAGAAGCUUCCCAAUGAGGAGAAGAGCUCGCUAACGUACCCCACAGGCCUGCCAGAUGCAUUUAGCAGAUACUUGCUAAACAACAGAGUGGCGUGUGAAAUGGGUCUGUACUACGUCCUUCACAUUGCCAAACUAAGGAACAAGAACGCCUUACAGCGCUUAUUACCUGCUCUGGUGGACUCCUACAACGACAUGGCCUUCAGUGACAUCUUCCUUCACCUUCUGACUGGACACCUCACGCUGCUUUCAGAUGAGUUUGGAUCAGGAGACUUCUGUUCAGUCGUCUUUGAUGGCUUUCUUCUAACGUCUUUCUCCAGCAAAGAAAACGUUCACAGACACGCCCUUCGCUUGUUGCUGCAUUUGCACCAGAAAGUGCUGCCAUCGUACAUGGAGACACUGAUGAAAACUCUUGAACCUCCAAAGCAGUGCAGCGAGCCACUGAAGGAGCUCUACACUCAGCUGACAGAGAAGCUGGAGGCUCACAAGAAAAGCCCCCCGCCUCUAGAAAAAUCUCCAUCGUUGGAUAUGGGGCUCCAUCCUGUGGCCGUGACCCAGAAUGCCUCUGUUCCGACCACAUCCGUCUGAGACGCAAGGAACUGUAGCCGCUGUUUUCUCUGUUUAUUUUACUGUUUCUUCUCAUUUUUGUCUGGAUGUCAUUUUUUUAUGUACCAGUAACUGAAAAUGUGUUUUGUAAUAUUAGUACAGAAAGGAUGUAAAUGUAUUUACAAAGACAUGGUUUUAAAGCUAAGUUGUCACUUUUAAAACAUUUGUCAUGUGACAAAACCUUUUGUCCAGAACAAAAUUGUCCUUAAGACGUGAUAUAGAAACUGAUCAUUCCUUCAGUUAUGGUAACAAUGUGGGGAAAGGUCCUUUUAAUGGAUGUCUACUGUGAGAAUUAGUCUGGGUUUGUGACAUUCUUUUCUGUUUGCUUUCUGUGGACACCAUGCCAGACAUGGGGAUUGUUUUUCAAAAUAAAAUAUUAAGACUUUU
Molecule: messenger RNA, 2317 nt
Organism: Oryzias latipes (Japanese medaka)
Lineage: Eukaryota; Metazoa; Chordata; Actinopteri; Beloniformes; Adrianichthyidae
Gene: nelfb
Product: negative elongation factor complex member B
Biological process (GO): negative regulation of transcription elongation by RNA polymerase II
Cellular component (GO): nucleus; NELF complex
Source: RefSeq, a predicted model, not a curated record